Messenger RNA from Phacochoerus africanus (Common warthog), 1530 nucleotides. It is a transcript of the gene OTOL1, whose product is annotated as otolin 1. The transcript has 4 exons. The record is from RefSeq and is a predicted model, not a curated record. Gene Ontology annotation, molecular function: protein binding. Bases 4 to 1428 code for a protein of 474 amino acids. Lineage: Eukaryota; Metazoa; Chordata; Mammalia; Artiodactyla; Suidae.
AAUAUGUGGAUGUUUUCUUGGUUUUGUGCCAUUUUAAUUAUUUUGGCUAUUGCUGGUAUGGAUGCAAUAGCAAAGACCACACCUUUUACCAAAUUCACGAAGAAAUCUGAGAGAAAAGAGAUGCUGAAGGGUCCAAAGCCAUCUAGUGGCCUACCUCCAGAAGAAGACAAAAGCCCUGUCACAGAAGUGGCCAAAAUGGCAAAACCAACCCCUAGUCCUUCAGCCCUCGGUUCUGCCUUUGGUGAUGCCACCCUCUUUCCCUUUGAAAACUUCACUCUGGACACGGCUGAUUUCCUCUUGAACUGCUGUGAUUGUUGUUCAUCUGGACCAGGGCAAAAAGGAGAACCCGGACAGACUGGAAAGCCAGGUUUUAAGGGAGAGGCUGGUGUUAUAGGGAUCCCAGGGCCACCAGGAGUUGUUGGACCCCAAGGUCCAAAAGGCCAGAAAGGAGAGAAGGGACUUAAGGGAGAACGUGGGGACCAAGGAACAAAUGGAGUUCCAGGGUACCCAGGAAAACCUGGAGAACCAGGUGGACUUGGUCCUAAGGGGGAUAGAGGCAACAUCGGACUGGCAGGAGUGAAAGGACAGAAAGGCUCAAAGGGGGACACAUGUGCCAACGGUACCAAAGGAGAUAAAGGAGAUCGAGGGGCUAUGGGUGCACCAGGCUUGAACGGAGAGCCUGGGGCCAAGGGAGAGAAGGGUGAGGUGGGAGAUAAGGGCUACUGUGGAGAUUCUGGGGAGAGGGGGGGGAAAGGAGAAAAAGGUGAAGUGGGCAUGAAAGGAGAAAAAGGUAGUAAAGGAGAUACUGGAACAGAAGGCAAAAGAGGCCCAGAGGGCCCACCUGGGGCCAAAGGUGAUCUAGGAAUUAAGGGAGAAAAGGGAGAGUUGGGUCCUCCUGGCCUUGUGGGACCUGCAGGGCCGAAGGGUGAGCUCGGGAGCAAAGGUGUCCGCGGGUCUAUUGGGAAGAAGGGCUCCCGGGGGCUCAAGGGCUCCAAGGGGGAGGUGGCCAGAGUUCCCCGGUCGGCUUUCAGUGCCACUUUAUCCAAGCCUUUCCCUCCCCCCAACACCCCUAUCAAAUUUGACAAGGUUCUCUAUAAUGACCAAGGGAAUUACAGCCCUGUUACUGGGAAAUUUAACUGUAGUGUUCCUGGGGCAUAUGUUUUUUCCUACCAUGUCACUGUGAGGGGCCGACCCGCUCAGAUCAGCCUAGUGGCUUGGAAUAGGAAGCAGUUCAAGUCUAGAGAAACGCUCUAUGGUCAUGAGAUAGACCAGACCUCUCUCCUUAUCAUCCUGAAAUUAAGAGCAGGGGACCAAGUCUGGCUGGAAGUUUCAAAAGAUUGGAAUGGGGUGUAUGUCAGUGCUGAGGAUGACAGCAUUUUUACUGGGUUCCUUUUGUACCCAGAGGAAAAUCCUGGAAUUUCACCAUAAACUUGUAUCUUCAACACUGUAGUGAGGGUUCAGUGGAAUGAGUCAGGUAACACUGGGUAGUGCUACUUAAAAACAAAAAAACUUCAUUUUUUUCAUGAUUAU